Molecule: messenger RNA, 1201 nt
Organism: Saccostrea cuccullata (small rock oyster)
Lineage: Eukaryota; Metazoa; Mollusca; Bivalvia; Ostreida; Ostreidae
Exons: 2
Coding region: 1-987 (328 amino acids)
Molecular function (GO): zinc ion binding; nucleic acid binding
Source: RefSeq, a predicted model, not a curated record
AUGCCACCCGCAGUUAGGACGCUGAAAAGGAAACAUUCUUUGAAGGGAAAGAGUAUCCUCCCAGUGAUAAAGAGAAACAGGCUAAAUGAAGUAUCAGGUUCCGCAGCCAGGAUGGCCACACAAGUGCGGUCAGAAGACUUGGACACUGACGAGCUAAUUACUCAAUUCCGUCAGAUCACAGGGGAGAGCGCCGCUGAUUGUUUGGAGAUGGCUGGAAAAGUGGUGACCAAGAUAAAUCUUAUCUACUUGCUUCACAAUGCAAUUGUGUAUGCAAACGAAGUUGGGCAACCUGGGGAGCCACUAAAUGAGACGACGCAAUCAGAUAGAGUUGAAAAUGAAGGUGAUAACCAGACGGCCUCAAAACCAGCUAAUCAGGAGAAAGUUGAAAAGAAAUCAAGCAAAGAAAAAACAGAAGAUGAGAUUCUUUCAAGGAUCGAGGUACUGGAAAAGGCUACAGAAAGUGUGGAAAGCCUCAAAGAGAAGGUACGAGGACUUUCGCUACAGAAGUCGCCAAAUGAGGCGAUGAUCUUAUUAUUACUGGAGGAGUUAGCAAAUGUAGCAAGAAAAAAGCAACACGAAGAGUCAAGUGUUUUUGAAGAAUUGUCUAGACAAGCUCUCAAACAUCAGGGAUCUGUAAAUUUGUUAUCAUUAGUGUUGAAUGUGGUUGGGGGGUCGUCAGAUGUUGUUAUUAAGGCUCUAAACAAAUGUGCAAAAGAGAAAAAGGUUGAAUCUAAGUUAAAAAUACCAGAAAAAACAGAAAAUGAAAACACUCAUCAAUCACCUUUGGCAAAUGUGUACAAUCCGUUUUUGAUGCCACAGCAGUUGUAUCAAUAUGUACCAUACCAAAAUUACUCCAUGUUCAACAGUAGGCCUAGGGGAAGAUUUAAUCAAUGGAAACCUAGGGGAAAUUGUUAUUUCUGUGAUAUGCCUGGUCACAGUAUCAGAGAGUGUCAAAAGAUGAAACUAGCCAAAGAGCAAAGAAAAUAAUUUAGUGUGUCAGGAUAUUGUUUUUCUUUUAUGUUGGACAAGUUAUUUCACCAUGUAUCCAGGGACACUGAUUCCUUAGUGAAAAAUUUUCACGUGGGUCUUGGUGGAAUGCUGUCCUUUCCCAAAUCCUAUUGGAUGUUUGUAUUAAAAUAUAUAAACAUUGUAUUAAAAAGUAGAAUUAUUACUUUAUAAUUCAUAUUCUUUUGUAGGAAGU